Messenger RNA from Tetrahymena thermophila SB210, 3162 nucleotides. RefSeq names its product tetratricopeptide repeat protein. Lineage: Eukaryota; Ciliophora; Oligohymenophorea; Hymenostomatida; Tetrahymenidae. The transcript has 3 exons. Gene Ontology annotation, molecular function: protein binding. The record is from RefSeq and is a predicted model, not a curated record.
UUUUUUUGUUAGAAAUAUAUUUUAUAAUCAAUUUUUAAAUAAUAAAUCUGCUAUUUUAAAUAUUCGAGAAAAUUGAUAAAACUUGAAACUAAAAUGGAUAUCAUAGAAUAAUUGGAUAUUCAACAACAAAUAGAUUUACAAUAAGUUAAAAAAGUGCUGUUUAGAAAGGCCAACUUCUAGGUAAUAAAGAUAAUAAAAGGUAAUUAAGAAAAUAUUUGUUAAGUUAUUGUUUAAGAUCAGACAACUUAAAAAUAAUACACUUUGCUAAUUUUCCCUCUUCUUAACGAUUAAGGAAAUAUAUGUCAUAGAAAAUUAGCUUAUGCUUAAUAAAGAAGCUAGAUAUUAUCAGAAAUUAAUCACCCAAAUAUCACGAAGUUUUAUGGUUCGUUUUAGUUGCAAAAUUAUUUCUUUGUGUAACUUGAGAAAUUUGAAUAGACUGCAUUUAUCUGGUGUGAAUAGUACCAACAAUUUUUGUUUUACAAAAUAUUAGUUUCAAAUGUAGCUCUACAAAUAUUAAGUGUAUUUAAAUAUUUGGAUAGCUAAAAUCUAAGUGUUGAAUUGCUUUCUGAUCAAACAGUAUUUAUAAAUGACAUCCAUUAAAUAAAAAUAUGGAAUAUUAAAAAAAAAAAUGAAAAUUAAAAUAAUUAGGUUCAGUUGACUACACAAAAUUAAAUAUAAUAAAAUUAAUAAUUAUUUUAGAGCAAUAUUUUUGAAUUCAGUAAAUUCAUCUAAACUAUUUUGGAAAAAUAAGAAUAUUUAGAUUAUUAUGAGCCUUUUACUUAGCAUAAAUAUUAAAUUAAUUUAAUUUAAAAUAUAAAAGAAAAAUCAAUCAACUCAUAGAAUCAAAUUGAAAAGUUAAUAGCCUAAUACAACUUAAUCCUUUAAAAAUAAUUAAAAAAAUUAGAUGAAAAUUAAAUUCAUAAAGUAGUCUAAUUUUUUUUUAAAAAUAAAUACCCCCUUUUAACAUAAAAUGUAGAUUUUCUAAAAGAUAUUUUAAUUGUUUGCAAUUUAAAAAUCAAUUACAAAAUUAAAUAUGUUUAUUUAGUUUGCUAAAUGUUAAUUGAUCAAGAGAAAUUCUAAGAUGCUCUUUAAUAUAUUCAUCUCAUUUUUGAUAUUAAUAAGAGUAUUUAUGAUUUAGAUUUAGAGUCCUUCUAGAAUUCAAUACAAAAUGGGAUUUAAAAUAGAAAGAAAUAUGAAAAAUAUGUCAAACUUUUCCUAAAUUUGUUUAAGUUUUAGCUUUCUGGAUAUCAACAUAUUGAAGAUUCUUAUAUUUAACAAGAUAAAUAAAAAAGAAAAAUAAAUUAAAAUUAAAUUUAAAGAUAAAAUAGCUACUAAUUGACUUUGGAUAAAAUUAAUAUCUUUAAAAUAAUUACUGAUGAUGGAUAAUCUUUCUAGUAAAACAUAUGUGAAUUAUAUAAUUCUUUGUCAUAAUAAUAUUUAUCACUUAGUUCUCUAAAAUAAGCAAUAUUUUUUUAAAAGAAGUCUGUGCUAUUAAAUAAAUAAAAUGAAUAAUUUAGAAAAUAUUUGGCUGAAUUAUAUAAUUAAAAUUUUGAUUUUAAAAGCUAAAUAAAGUGUUUACAACUUUGCUUUAAAGCUUCUUAGGACACCAAUAUUUUAAAUAAUAUCACAGAUUCAUUAAUAAAAUUAAAUUUAUUUGAGAUGGCUAAAUAGAUUUGUCUUUUCUAAAUUUCGUAAGAUUAAAAGAAUGAUAAUGCUCUCAUUAAACUAGGAAUUAUAUAUUUAGAGCUUAAAAAUCUACAAAAGGCAAAGACAGCAUUUUAAAAAUGUAUUAAUAUUAAUUAAUCAAACUUCGAUGCAUACCUUUACCUAUCAUUUUAUUUCUUCCAAAAACAGCACUACUUUAGAUCAAUUUAAAAUAUAUUAAAGUUUUCUUCAGAUUAAAAGAAACGUUGUCAAAAAAGAAAUAUUAUAAAAAUGAAUCAUGCAAUUAUUUCUAAAAAGUUAAAGGAAACAUAUAAUAUAUAUUAAUCUGAAAUCAUGAUAUACAGAAAGAAUUCUUAUACUCAAGGUGGCUACUUAUACUUAUAUCCAAAGGAUAAUAAGUAUGAUACAAGCGAAAAUAUCCACAACGAAAUUUACAUAAGAGGAAUCUAUAAUUCACCAAGAGAAAUUGAAAGUGAUUAAAGUAUAGAAGAAGAAGAUGAAUAUAGUGAUUCAGUAGAUGAUCAUUACGAUGACCACAAAAGCGAAAUAGAUUGUUCUUCUGAAUAAAGAUUAUAAAUUUAAAGUGAGUAGUUAUCAAAUUAAACGAUUUAAAAAGAAAUUUAAAUAAACUUUGAUAAUGAAAAUAAAUAAAAGUAAGGAGAUGAAUAUGAAACUAAAUCUACUGAAAAUAAUUAGGUUAAAACAAAUACUGAUAUCAAAUUUAAUGAUUGCAUUAUGAUGAUGUCUACAUCUAUAAAAGACCAAUAAUAAUAAUAAUAAUAAGAUGAAAAUAAAUAAUUAACAUAAAAUUUAAAUAAUACUUUAAAUAAAUAAUCUAUUGAAGAAAAUUAAAAUCUAGAAAACGAUUAGUCAGGUCGAUUUUAAUAGAUGUAAAAAUAAAAGAUAAGUUAGGAAAAUGAAUAAUUAGACACUCCAGAUUAAAAGAAUAACUAAAAUUUAAUAAUUGAAUCUGAAAGAUUUUAAGAUUAGAUGUUAAAUAUUGAGAGUUAGUAAAUUUAUUAAGAUAAAAAAGUCUCUGCAGUAAGCAAAGCAGAAAAUUAGUAAAGCAAAUAUUAUGUAUAAAGUAAAGAAGAGAAAAUUUCUUCUAAUUCUAUUUAAAAUGAUGAAAAUUAAUCAAAUUAAUAAGAAAUGAAAGUUGAUGAAGUUAACUAGAAUUAGAUAACUGAAACAGUUUAAAAUGUUUUAGAAGAUAAUAACCAUUAAAGUGGAUAUUAUUAGAGUAUUUUAAAUUUAAAUAAUUAUGAAUAGCAAUAAACUUUAGAUAGCUACACUAGUAUUGCUGCUUAACAAUAGUAUGAUGAUGAAAUUCAAGAUUAUGAUUACUGUAUAAAAAACUCUUGCAAUUUAGAAAAUUAGCUCUUUAAAGAUCUCGAUAUUCAUAAUUUAUAUAGUUUAUAAUCUAAAGAGGGUGAUUAAUCUUCUGAAUCUACAAGUAAUUGUAAGAUACAUGUAAAUGAAUUAGAAAAAGUUUUUUGA